GAGGGUUGUGACGUCAUGCCACCGGGGCAAAUCUCCGGGGAGACGAGCGGGGCGAGGGACAAUAGUUGCCACGGAGACGGGCGGGGCGGCGGUGAACUGAGGGACCAACGGCCAAAAGGCUUCGCUUCAUCCCAGCCGGGCUUCGGCUCUCCCGUCCCGGCACCGUCAUUAAUAAAGCCUAGGACGACGCCAGUCCUCCCUCCCCUUCCACCCUCGGCAGCAGAAGGGGGCCCGGCGGGCGGAGGGUGAGGCCCGGCCGGCUGCGCGCAGACUAGGCCCGAGAAGAUGGCGGCGUGAGGCGGAGCCCGCCCGCCGGGCGGCCAGUUCCGCAUCGUCCCCCCUCCCCUUCCUGCCGUGCCUGCGCUCUGCCCGGCCCCCUCCUCCGCCUCCUCCUCCCUCCACACCGAGCCUCCGCACCGAGAGCGCCGCUUGCUGCCGGUUUCCAGCCCCUGAACAUGGAGUGCCCCCACUUGGCGACCAGCGUCUGCAUCGUGCCGGAUUCCACCAAGUUCCCCAACGGGUCGCCGUCCUCAUGGUGCUGUGCCGUUUGUCGCUCCAAUAAAAGUCCUUGGGUCUGUCUGAUGUGUUCAAGUGUUCACUGCGGAAGAUAUGUGAAUGGACAUGCCAAGAAACACUAUGAAGAUUCCCAGAUUCAUUCCAACAAUGUCAAAAAAUCAGAAAAGCAUGAAAAAGAGAAGUUGCAGCAUGCAGUAUGUAUGGAUUGCAGCAGCUACAGCACCUACUGUUAUAGGUGCGAUGAUUUUGUGGUGAACGAUACCAAGAUGGGACUGGUGCAGAGGGUCAGAGAGCAUCUACAGAACUUGGAGAAUUCAGCAUUUUCUGCAGACAGACACUGCAAAAGAAAGCUGAUGGAAAGUUCAUCCAUGAACAACAAGUAUUUGAAACUUAAUGGAGGAACUUCUGCCAUUUGUGCUACGGGACUUCGGAAUCUUGGGAACACCUGUUUUAUGAACGCCAUCCUCCAGUCACUUAGUAACAUCCAGCAGUUCUGCUGUUAUUUCAAGGAGCUGCCAGCAGUGGAAUUGCGCAGUGGUAAAACUGCAGGUAGAAGGACCUAUCACACCAGAAGCCAGGGUGACAACAGUGUUUCCCUAGUAGAAGAGUUCCGGAAAACUCUCUGCGCUUUAUGGCAAGGAAGUCAGACUGCAUUCUGUCCUGAGUCUCUCUUCUAUGUCAUUUGGAAGAUCAUGCCAAAUUUCAGAGGAUAUCAGCAGCAAGAUGCUCAUGAAUUUAUGCGAUACUUGUUAGACCAUCUACACUUGGAGCUUCAGCGAAGCUACAAUGGUAUGACAACUUCAUUUAUUUUGCCAGACAGCUCGAGCAUCUCUUCCUCCAGUAAAUGCUGCAUAAAUGGUGUUUCAACAGUUGUCACCAACAUAUUUGGAGGAAUACUUCAGAAUGAAGUAAACUGUCUAAUAUGUGGAACUGAAUCUCGGAAGUUUGACCCAUUCCUUGAUCUUUCAUUAGAUAUCCCAAGUCAGUUCAGAAACAAAAGAUCCAAGAACCAGGACAAUGGACCAGUAUGUACUCUACGUGAUUGCCUGCGCAGUUUCACAGACUUGGAGGAGCUGGAUGAAACAGAGCUGUACAUGUGCCAUAAGUGUAAAAAACGGCAGAAGUCAACCAAAAAAUUUUGGAUUCAAAAGUUGCCAAAGGUGCUAUGUUUGCAUCUGAAGAGAUUUCAUUGGACGGCUUAUCUGCGAAACAAGAUAGAUACAUAUGUGGAGUUUCCUCUGAGAGGCCUAGACAUGAAGUGCUUCUUAUUGGAGCCUGAGAAUAGUGGUCCAGAGUGCUGUCUGUAUGACCUUGCAGCAGUGGUGGUGCAUCAUGGUUCAGGAGUUGGCUCAGGUCAUUACACUGCAUAUGCAACUCAUGAAGGACGCUGGUUCCACUUCAACGACAGUACUGUUACAUUGACUGAAGAAGAAACUGUAGUGAAGGCCAAGGCCUACAUCUUGUUCUAUGUGGAACGCCACACAAAAUCGGGAUCAGGCACCAAACUUUAAUGCAACCUAACUUUUUUUUAUAUGCAAGUGUUUCCCAGCCAAUACUGAAUUGGAACGCGCACAAACAGUUCUACAUUUCCACAAGUACUUGAUAGCUCAAGACUUCUUUUCAUCUUGCACUUUUAAAUCACUGAUGAGAAUUCUGUUUUUGCACCAUUAUUAGUGCUGAUACAGCAAUCGAGGACAGCUGGUCUAAUUUUAGCCUAUCACAGAAUAUUUUGAAAUCUGUAGUGGUUGAACUUGAUUAAGAAUUUGGUAGCUCUGACGUUGAAAUUUGAUAUUUUAAAAUGGCCUCUUUAGUGUAAAUUGUAGGAUAGCAUUUGCUGCCCUCAAGGUGCAUUUACAUCAGCGUUUAUUCAAAACUCUCACAAAACAUCUUGAUUUGUGACAUCCAAAUUAAAUGUUGAUUUCAGCAGUCUGUUUCCCUGUGGUGGACAGAGAGACUGAAUGAUUUGAAUAACCGCACAAGACUAAUAAAGUGUGUGGGCAGAUUACUUGAGGUUUUUUUUUUAAGUAGGCUGCUACUAUUUUCUUGUCUCCUUCAAACAAGUACUGUGUAUAUCCAGGACCUGGUCUCAGUAUUCUCAGAUACAUAAAGUGUAAAUGCACCUUGACUUUGCAGUGCUAUAUCUUAUACACUUGUAUCUGCCCAAGAAUUUUUUUUAAUGAAAACAGAUCAUUGUGUAAUUUUAGUUGCCAUUUCUCAUGUGACCAUUGUAAACACUGGUAACCCAGAACAAAGGCAUUCUGCUCCACACACACCUGUGCUGCACAAUUAAAUUUGUGCUUUUACAUUUUAGUUUGGAUAUUCAACUUUGGUUUUUAAAAAUCGCACCAUUUUUCUGAUGUAUCGCUAGACACUUUUGAAUCUUUCAGAAAACAAGUUUUUUUUAAAAAGAAAUAAUGGAGCAAAAAAAAACAACUGCUGAGUUUUUAAAAAAAAAGGACUCUCAUUUAUCCCGAUACUUUGCUGGGCAGAGUAGGGUUUGUGUACAGCUGUCUGCAUCACUCAGUGGCAAUGAAUUGCUAAGAUUUGAUUGGAUGCAGGCUGGGAAGAAUGGCUUGUAAUUUGUGGUUUUUACCUGAUAAAGAGAAAUGAAAAGAUGCCAGGUUACUUGAGAGGAAACUGGACGGUGGCAUAUCUUUAAUAAAUUGUGUACACAACAUGAAACAGUGGGGAUAGCUAUCAGAAAACUUUUACUCAUGUAAAAUGGUAUAUUUUCAUGCCAGAAUAAAGUCCUUUUUAUCGAGGGCACAUUCUCAUUAAUUCUGUUAUGGUGGCCUAAGUAGUGUUUUUGGAACUGAAUGUUUAAAUCACAUAAUGAGAUGAAAUGAUGUAUUUGCAUGCGGAUGUACUGUACCAGGCAGCAGCUGCAGAAGAACAAGCCAACAAAAGCAGUUGGGAGGUUUUCAACAGAUCAGUCUCUUAAAUGUGAAAACACACAUUCUAAACUUGAAUCUGCAUAUUAAAACUGUACAAACUUAUUUAAAUGUUAAUGUUUUUGGUUGCAAAAUAUGAACUGACAUAGUAAUAACAUGAGAUUUAUUCAGUUUAAACCCCACAAAACCUGAUUGUAUAUGUACUACUAUGGCUGCUUAUAAUGUUAUGUAUAUUAGUAAAUGUUCAUGUAUUGUUUCACUGAUAGUAAAGUGCAAUGUUAAUGAUGCAAAACUUUGUAUUUUGUCUUUAAUUAUAAAUCUUGAUGCAAUAU
Messenger RNA from Pristis pectinata (smalltooth sawfish), 3739 nucleotides. It is a transcript of the gene usp3, whose product is annotated as ubiquitin specific peptidase 3. NCBI's taxonomy places the organism in Eukaryota, Metazoa, Chordata, Chondrichthyes, Rhinopristiformes, Pristidae. Bases 456 to 2027 code for a protein of 523 amino acids. Gene Ontology annotation, biological process: protein deubiquitination. Gene Ontology annotation, molecular function: cysteine-type deubiquitinase activity; zinc ion binding. The record is from RefSeq and is a predicted model, not a curated record. Gene Ontology annotation, cellular component: cytoplasm. The transcript has 15 exons.